This is a messenger RNA of Lentinula edodes (shiitake mushroom), 1178 nucleotides long. Its product is annotated as small GTPase rac1p. Gene Ontology annotation, molecular function: GTP binding; GTPase activity; protein kinase binding. The record is from RefSeq and is a predicted model, not a curated record. Gene Ontology annotation, biological process: establishment or maintenance of cell polarity; regulation of actin cytoskeleton organization; regulation of cell shape. Gene Ontology annotation, cellular component: cell projection; cell cortex; plasma membrane. The coding region runs from base 238 to 828 and encodes 196 amino acids. The transcript has 9 exons. NCBI's taxonomy places the organism in Eukaryota, Fungi, Basidiomycota, Agaricomycetes, Agaricales, Omphalotaceae.
AAUAAUCUAGCAAGACGACAGGUGCAGAACGCUUAACCCAGUGUAUACUUACCAUCUGCCUUUCUCAUUGUGUGGCUGACCGUUGUUCCACUUCGCUGAAUCGAAUUAGACACAUCCCUUGUCUCUAUAUUCACGCAACCAUUUGCUCUCUUAUCUUCCUGAAUACACAAUAUUGUACAAGACCAACACAUCUAUAUAGUACCCUUCAGGAGCGGCUAUUAGACUACUACAUCAGCAAUGCAGGCCAUUAAAUGUGUUGUUGUGGGAGAUGGUGCAGUUGGAAAGACAUGUCUCCUUAUUUCAUACACCACUAAUGCGUUCCCGGGAGAGUACAUUCCGACUGUUUUCGACAACUACUCCGCGAAUGUUAUGGUGGAUGGAAAAACGAUCUCGCUUGGUCUUUGGGAUACUGCAGGGCAAGAGGACUAUGACCGUCUCCGUCCCCUUUCGUAUCCUCAAACAGAUGUCUUCUUGAUAUGCUUCUCUCUUGUGAGUCCUCCCAGUUAUGAGAACGUCAGGACCAAGUGGUACCCCGAAAUAUCCCAUCAUGCACCAUCGACUUCUAUCGUGUUAGUUGGCACAAAACUCGAUCUUCGUGAUGACCCUCCCACGAUUCAGAAGCUGAGGGACCGUCGAAUGGCUCCGAUUCAGUAUCCUCAAGGAGUUUCUAUGGCCAAAGAUAUCAACGCUGUUAAAUAUUUAGAAUGUUCUGCCCUUACGCAGAAGGGCUUGAAGACCGUCUUCGACGAGGCAAUCCGUGCUGUUUUGAAUCCCCCUCCGAAAAACGACAAAGGGAGCAAGAAGGGCAGCAAAUGCAUCAUCGCAUGAGUACACAGUGUACGAAGUUACAUAUAACAUUUGUUCGAUGGGCCACUAUUUUUUCGUUCUCAUAUCAUAUCAUGCCAAUUUACGUUCUGCUCCUCUGAUGAUGACUGAUGUUUUCGUAUAUUCUCUCUUUUGAUGGAUUUUGAAGAGACUCGUUCUUGACAUUCCUCUAUAUCCGUUGAUUCACUGUUCAUACUAUCGUGUAUACCUUGCCGAAAUUUUCUAAGAUGAAUGCCUAUGGUAGGGGCGUUUGCGUAACUGAGGAUUCAAUCUAUUCAGGGCCUCAGGAACAAAGUAGACACUUAUGUAAUAGCGAAACUUAUUGAUGAUCAUCAGUUGGCGGCAGCAUUUUC